Messenger RNA from Haemonchus placei, 348 nucleotides. The record is from the annotation of a GenBank genome assembly. Lineage: Eukaryota; Metazoa; Nematoda; Chromadorea; Rhabditida; Trichostrongylidae.
AUGUCACAUCCGAUCCGUUCCAUAGCCCGGCCACAAUAUUUUAUCGUUUGGUUUUUGAUUCUAGGAAACUGCGAGGAUGGGGCGAUUUGGCGAGUAGACCAAAAAGUUGUCAAAAUACGUCUUCCGUCGGAAACCCUAAAGCUGAAACUAGCAGGUUCGCCAAAGCAUUUCGCCUUGUUCAGUACACCACCCUCAUCGUGUUCCGCUGUGCUAAGCCAGAUAUCAUCUAGCUUCCCGAUCUGGAUACCAGGCCGCCCUAUACCAGUGCAGGGGAUAGAGCAAAAGACUCCACCCGAUCCCACUACUCUGCGUGACGUCAUUGUUGCUGUGAUCUUCAUUAUAGUGUAA